AUGGGCGACCAAAUGGGGCGACCCAUGCAAUUUUUACGAUUUUUUCCCAUUUCCCUCACCAAUUUGGUCAUGGGCUUGUCCAUGAGGAAAUUGGGCCAAUCAGCCCAAUAUUCUGUGGACCGACGUCUGUUUGAUUCAAAAAUUCCAAAAGCAUCUCCCGCACUCUCUUCUUCAGCUUCCGCCGGCGAUUUCCCUCUCACCGUCUCAGACUCGUGGUUAGUUGCACCGAGCAAUCGAUCGCCGUCGACGGCGAAUAUGGCCCCACCGAACUCCGCUCGCACAAUAUCUCAACAAGCCUUCGAUGAAUUAGUGAAAGAAAAUAUUGAAGAUCUUGGAAUGGACCCCACAGAAGCCCUUGAAGACGCCAUUCAAACCCUGUCUCUCCAAGGCGUCAAUCUCUCCGGUAUU
Nicotiana tabacum (common tobacco) is the source of this 408-nucleotide messenger RNA. The record is from RefSeq and is a predicted model, not a curated record. Lineage: Eukaryota; Viridiplantae; Streptophyta; Magnoliopsida; Solanales; Solanaceae.